Pungitius pungitius (ninespine stickleback) is the source of this 1467-nucleotide messenger RNA. It is a transcript of the gene mocs3, whose product is annotated as molybdenum cofactor synthesis 3. Gene Ontology annotation, cellular component: cytosol; cytoplasm. Gene Ontology annotation, molecular function: adenylyltransferase activity; URM1 activating enzyme activity; thiosulfate-cyanide sulfurtransferase activity. The coding region runs from base 49 to 1419 and encodes 456 amino acids. The record is from RefSeq and is a predicted model, not a curated record. The transcript is spliced from 13 exons. Gene Ontology annotation, biological process: tRNA wobble position uridine thiolation; protein urmylation. NCBI's taxonomy places the organism in Eukaryota, Metazoa, Chordata, Actinopteri, Perciformes, Gasterosteidae.
AGUUUAUCUGUGAAAUAUCCCCCUCGUGUUGUCGUGGUGCGAGCAGCCAUGAGCGACGAGGUGCGCUGCUUGAAGGCUCAGCUCGAGGAGAAAGAGAAAGAGAUCGCUGCUCUCAAGAAUAAACUGGAAACGAGCCAUGCCUCAGUGCUGCAGCUGCAUGAGAAAGUGACCCCACUGAGCCCCCUGAAGGCCAAGGCGGCCCUCAGCAACCAGGACAUCCGGAGGUACAGCAGACAACUCCUCCUGCCCGACCUGGGUGUGCGAGGUCAGCUUAAUUUGUCCCAGACCUCCGUGCUGAUUGUGGGCUGCGGAGGACUGGGCUGCCCCCUGGCACAGUAUCUUGCUGCCGCAGGCAUCGGGCGCCUGGGCCUGCUGGACUACGACGAGGUGGAGCUCAGCAACCUGCACAGACAGGUGCUUCACGGCGAGGAGAACCAGGGCCAAGCCAAGGCUCUGUCUGCUGCCAACGCCAUCAAACGGUUGAACUCCACAGUGGAGUGCAUCCCGUACCACCUGCAGCUCUCGCCGGAGAACGCCCUGCAACUCAUUCAGCAGUAUGACAUCGUGGCGGAUUGCUCGGACAACGUCCCCACUCGCUACCUGGUGAACGACGCGUGCGUGCUGGGGGGUAAGCCCCUGGUGUCGGCCAGCGCCCUGCGGAUGGAGGGACAGCUGACAGUAUAUAACUACCGCGGAGGCCCCUGCUACAGAUGUCUGUACCCGGUGCCCCCGCCCCCGGAGACGGUGACCAACUGCUCCGACGGAGGGGUGUUAGGAGUGGUUCCGGGGAUAAUGGGCUGCUUCCAAGCGUUGGAAGUCCUCAAGAUUGCCUCUGGACAAGGCUCUUCCUGCGGCCAGCAGCUGCUGAUGUUUGACGCUCAGGACGCCCGAUUCCGGUCCAUCAAGCUGCGGCCCAAGCAGGCGGGCUGUGCGGUGUGCGGCGAGAGGCCCGCUGUGACCCGGCUGGUGGACUACGAGGCUUUCUGCGGCUGCGCUGCCACAGAUAAGUGCCGCAAACUCGACCUGCUUUCCAGAGACCAGAGGAUUUCGGUGCAGGAUUAUAAAUCUAUAAUGGACAAUGCAGAGCCCCAUCUGUUGUUGGACGUGCGCCCUCUUGUGGAGGUGGACAUAUGCCACUUGCCGCUCUCCCUCAACAUUCCCCUGGCAAGCCUGGAGGAGAGGAAGAGCGAACAUCUCCGAUUACUCCAGGAGCGAAUCAGCCAGCUGAAGCAGCAGAUGGAGGGUGACCGCCGGCCUCCAGUGUAUGUGAUCUGUAAGCUGGGUAACGACUCUCAGAAGGCAGUGCAGCUUGUGGAGAAGAUGAGUGGAUCAGAAGUGGACAGUGUCUCGGUGAAAGACAUCAGCGGAGGCCUCAUGGCUUGGGCAAAGAGAAUAGACCCCACAUUUCCACAGUAUUAAUCUAUUUUAAACCAUUUUCUAUAUCAAUAAAGUCAGUUUUUUUCUGCA